Molecule: messenger RNA, 4938 nt
Organism: Micropterus salmoides (largemouth bass)
Lineage: Eukaryota; Metazoa; Chordata; Actinopteri; Centrarchiformes; Centrarchidae
Product: protein jagged-1a-like
Exons: 26
Coding region: 258-3992 (1244 amino acids)
Biological process (GO): cell communication; multicellular organism development; heterophilic cell-cell adhesion
Cellular component (GO): plasma membrane; protein-containing complex
Molecular function (GO): Notch binding; calcium ion binding
Source: RefSeq, a predicted model, not a curated record
CAAAGUGCUGCUCGCAGUCUGUGCACGCUGUGUUCCCUGGGAGAGGUAAUAAAAGGCAAGCAGGACAAUAGCAGACAAAAGGUUUCCCUGCAGGACGGAUCUCUUCUGUCGGGACUUUGUGGAGAUCUUUAAUAAGGAAAGCUGCAGCGCUGUCUCCGCCCGUGCAUGUCCCAUCCAGAGGAGCCUACACCCGGAGCGGAGGGUCGCGCCGACUAUCCCUGAGCCCGAAAGCCGCCAGGCAGCAGCCCGCCUCCAGCAUGACCCUCACCCGGAGCUCCGUCCUCUUCCUCGCUGCCGUCAGCCUGCAGCUCCUGCUGCUCUCCGCCCGCAUCCAGGUCUCUUCAGCUUCGGGAUACUUUGAGCUUCAGAUCUUGUCGAUGCAGAACGUUAACGGGCAGCUUCAUACUGGCGCCUGCUGUGACGGAUCCAGGGACGCCACGGAUCGGCGCUGCACCGCGGAUGAAUGCGACACCUACUUCCGGGUGUGCCUGAAGGAGUACCAGCUGAAGAUAUCCUCGGCCGGGCCCUGCAGCUUCGGCGCCGCCUCCACGCCCGUGCUUGGUGGGAACACCUUUUCUGUGCACAGCGCCAAGAGCGACAAAGCCAGGAUCGUGCUGCCGUUCAGCUUCGCGUGGCCGAGGUCGUACACGCUGAUCGUGGAAGCCUUGGACUUCAACAACGACUCUUCCUCUGGCAGCGUCGGUGGGUCGGUGAUUGAGAAAGCCGUGCACUCAGGGAUGAUCAACCCCAGCCGGCAGUGGCAGAGCCUGAAGCACAACGGCCCCGUGGCUCAGUUCCACUUUCAGGUCCGCCUGGGCUGCGACGAGCACUACUACGGCUUCGGCUGCAACAAGUUCUGCCGCCCGCGAGACGACUUCUUCGGCCACUACGAGUGCGACCACAACGGCAACAAGACGUGCCUGGAGGGCUGGGCCGGUCCGGACUGCAACACUGCAAUCUGCAGACAGGGCUGUAGUACAGAACACGGAUCCUGUAAAGUUCCUGGAGAGUGCAAGUGUCUGUAUGGCUGGCAGGGGGAGUACUGUGAUCAGUGCAUCCCUCAUCCCGGCUGUGUUCACGGCAGCUGUGUGGAGCCCUGGCAGUGUCUCUGUGACACCAACUUUGGUGGACAGCUGUGUGACAAAGAUCUGAACACUUGUGCGACGCUGCAGCCGUGUUUGAACGGAGGAACCUGCAGCAACACGGGGCCUGACAAAUACCACUGCUCCUGUCCUGACGGCUUCUCUGGGGUCAGCUGUCAGAGAGCCGACCAUGCCUGCCUGUCCAACCCCUGUCUGAACGGAGGAAGCUGUGGAGAAACCAGUCUGGGUUUUGAGUGCCGCUGUGCCCCUGGAUGGACCGGACCCUCCUGCUCCAUCAAUGUGGACGAGUGUCUGGAGAACCCCUGCAGUAAUGGAGGAACCUGUCAGGACCUGGUUAAUGGUUUCAAGUGUACCUGUCCUCCUCAGUGGACCGGAAAGACCUGCCUUAUCGACGCCAACGAGUGUGACGACGACCCCUGCGUCAAUGGCAACUCCUGCCGAAACCUGAUUGGAGGAUACUUCUGCGAGUGUCUCCCGGGUUGGAUGGGCCAGAACUGUGACACCAAUAUCAACGACUGUCGAGGCCAAUGUCAGAACGGAGCAACGUGCAAGGACCUGGUGAAUGGUUAUAAGUGUGUGUGCGCUUCCGGUUUCGGCGGCAACAACUGUGAGAAAGACGUGGACGAGUGCUCCAGCGGGCCGUGCCUCAAUGGCGGCCGCUGCCACGACGAGGUCGACGGCUUCCACUGCCUGUGUCCGUCUGGUUUCUCUGGAAGUCGCUGUCAGUUGGAUAUCGACUACUGCCUCCACAGUCCGUGUCAGAACGGCGGCGAGUGUUUCAACCUGGUGACCGACUACGUCUGUAAAUGUCCCGAAGACUACGAGGGCAAGAACUGCUCACGCCUGAAGGACCACUGCCGCACCACGCCCUGCAAAGUGAUUGACAGCUGCACAGUGGCUGUGGCGUCCAAUAGCACACCGGGCGGGGUGCGUUUGAUUUCGUCCAACGUGUGCGGCCCCCACGGGCGGUGUCGCAGUCACGCUGGCGGACAGUUCAGCUGCGAGUGUGAGGAGGGAUUCACCGGCACGUACUGCCACGAGAAUAUAAACGACUGUGAGAGCGCCCCCUGUCUGAAUGGAGCAACCUGUAUCGAUAAAGUCAGUCAGUAUCAGUGCAUCUGUGCUGAAGGCUGGGACGGACCUACCUGCCAGAACAACAUCGAUGACUGCAGCGCGGCUCCCUGUCAGAACCGCGGCGUCUGUCGGGAUCUGGUCAACGACUUCUACUGCGAGUGUAACAACGGCUGGAAGGGAAAGACCUGUCACUCGAGAGAGAGUCAGUGUGACGAGGCGACCUGUAACAACGGGGGAACCUGCUAUGAUGAAGUCGACGCCUUCAAGUGUGUGUGCGCUGCAGGCUGGGAGGGGGCCACCUGUAACAUCGCGAAGAACAGCAGCUGUCUGCCGAGUCCCUGCGAGAACGGAGGAACCUGCGUGGUGGACGGAGACUCCUUCAGCUGCGUCUGUAAGGAGGGCUGGGAGGGCGCCACCUGCAGCCAAAAUGCCAACGACUGCAGUCCUCAUCCCUGUUAUAACAGUGGGACCUGUGUCGAUGGAGACAACUGGUACCGAUGUGAAUGUGCUCCGGGGUUUGCUGGCCCAGACUGCAGGAUCAACAUCAAUGAGUGUCAGUCGUCGCCCUGCUCCUUCGGCUCCACCUGUGUGGAUGAAAUCAACGGUUACCGCUGCAUCUGUCCACCAGGAAGGACCGGGCCCCGCUGCCAAGAAGCGUCGGGGAGGCCCUGUGUGGUCGGAGGGCUGGUGGCUCUGGACGCAAGCACGUGGGACGAAGACUGCAACAAGUGCCGCUGUCACAACGGGAGAGUCGUCUGCACAAAGCUUUGGUGUGGACCUAAACCUUGCAGCCUGCACGGUCAGACUCGCAGCUCCGAGUGUCCAGCCGGGCAGACCUGCGUCGCCGUCCGGGACGAGCGCUGCUUCAUCAAGCCCUGCCUCAGCCAGGGGGAGUGCUGGAGCCCCGCCCACCGGGCCCCGCCCACAGCCAGGUGUCACCCGGAGAGCAGCUGCGCCAACGUCACCUUCACCUUCAACAAGGAUGUCAUGGCAAAGGGUGUGACGGUGGAGCAGGUUUGUCGUGUGCUCAGGAGUCUCUACGUCGUCCAGAAUCUGUCCUCCGACUCCUCCGUCUCUAUAACCUGCGAGCCGUCGCUCAGCACCGGUAAUGAGAUCAACGUCGCCAUCUCGACAGACGACCCGAGGAAAGGUUUGGCCUUCGUCAAGGAAAUCACGGACAGAAUCAUGGACCUGGUCAGCAAGAGGAGCGCCAACAGCACCAUCAUCAGCGCCAUCGCCGAGGUUCGAAUCCAGAAACGACAGAGCCACGACGCCAACGCCGACCACCUCAUGCCUUUGCUGGUUUCCGCAGUGAUAGUUGUCUGGGUGUUGGCGAUCGCCUCCAUGUUGCUGUGGUGCGUGAGGAGGCGGAGGAAGCAGAGCACCCACGCGGGGGUCAGCGCGCAGGCGUCCUCUUUGGCGUCCGUGGUUGAGGACAACAACACCCUCCAUAACAGUGUCAGCACCGCCCGCGAGCAGCUCAACCACAUCAAGAACCCCAUCGUGAAAAACCCUGGGAUCCACCACCAUCAACACCACCACCUCCUCCUCCUCCAUCACCACCUCUGCGAGGACAAGAACUCCGUCAACGCCAGGAUCAGGAAGUCAGAUACUGGGAGCCAAUCGGACGAGGACGAGAUGGACAAGAGGCUGCAGAAGGCGAGGUUCGCCAGGGCGCCACAGUCGUACUCGCUGGUAGACUGGGAGGAACCACCCCCCCACCAUACGACAGGCAAACCCCCACACUGGACAAGCAAACAGGACAACAGGCAGCUGCAGUCACAGAGCGUCAACAGGACGGAGUACAUCGUAUAACCACCAGGGCUCAGAAUGACUGGCUGCCCCCCCCAGGUGGUGGAGGACUUUUGGUCUUUUUUUUUUUUUUUGGUUCAGACUUGAUUUUCAAGAUGUUUUCUUGCUGUUUAAUUUAUGUUUUGACUGACACUGGUCUGACCGGUCCACGGCGGUUGGCUGGAUCUUCGGUUUCGUGGACCCCGUUUUUUGUUAACGACGAGAAAUUUGGACACGCAGGAGCCUCACGUGCACUACCAGCAUCUUUCAUUCAAGAAUGAGUUUUGCGUUUGAAUGCGGAUGGAUCUGGAAAGAAUUUAUUUAUUUUGGGUUUUUUUGGGGGAGAAAUUUCAGCGAAAUAUGAAGAAUCGUCCGUGUUGAAUGUUUCUGUACAGAUGUGUAAAUAAUGUUUUAAUUAAUCAAUGUAUAUUUGAUUUAUUAACUUAACGUCAGGAGCCUUAAGAUAUUCUUUUUUUAUUUUUUUUAUUUUUUUUAUUUAUGAGUAUUGUUUAGAGUUGAAGGUUUGUAAGCUCACGAUUUCUUUUUGAUAAAACGCCAAAAGUGUUCUUGAAAGAAUAGUUUAUUUUUAGCCUUUUGGAUUUGGGCAUUUUUGUGCCUCAACUUAAAUGUUUUGUACAUUGUCUGUUGUUCCAUGACGUUCUAUUGGGAUGUUCUCCAGGAUGUUCUGUUGUAUUUACUUUAAUUGUAAAUGAAGAGGAGAGGCGGGUGAGAGCUGGGGGUUUGGUUUAGCUGCUGCAGGGUUUUACACAAACCAACAUGGUGGCAGACAUUUUGCUUUUGCUACUGAAAACAAAUUCUUCAAGGGACGCAACUUUUUUUUGUAGUACUUUUUGUAUUUUGUACCGUGUAUAAAUAUGCUUUGGAUCCUGAUUCCAUGUUUGUAACAAUCUGAAUGAUCAAACCUACGUCAUUAAAAGCAUAAUGAGUAGGAUUUUCCUAAAAAAGAAAA